AUGCGGCGCGAUGAGCGAUCGGGCUGCGCGGGGCCGGCGCUGAGACCCGGUGAGAGCCACCGGGGGCCAACGCUCCAAACUCUUCACCUCCAGUGCUCGCCAGAGCCCCCUCCCCAGCACCGCCAGCACUCCCCGCCCAGGGCAAGGCGAACCCUCCAGACCCCCCUUUUCACCCCCUCCCGCUCCCCGAGCCCCGGCAGCACCGAGCGGUUCCCACCUGCGCCUGGACAACACGCGCUCUCCUUCUCCUUCUUCUCCUCCUCUUUCUCCUUUUCCUUCUUCUCCGCCGACGAUUCCCCGCGUUUGCACACCUGCGUUUCGCCCCUGCCCGUGUCCCCGGCGCGGGGGGGUCGCCCCCGAGCCCCCGAGGUUGUCCGGCGGCAGCGGCGGCGGGAGUUGGACGCGCGGCGGAGCCGCUGCCGGAUCCGCAGGGGGCACCUGGAGCGCUGGUGCCGCCUCAAGGAGCAGCUCGGCUUCGCCCUGCACUCCCAGCUCGCCCAGUUCCUGCUCAACAGGUACAGCAACCCCGGCGGUCCCCGGAGCUCAGGGGAUCCAGGGGAGCCAGGCCAUCUCCACCCAGCCUCCCUGCAGCGCCUGGUGCUCCUGUCCCAGGGGCACGGGCAGGAGUGUGGCUUUGUGCCCGACAUGCAGCCGCCGGCGCCGGGCAGCGCCGACCCCCUGGUCUGGGAGUGCGUGGCCGGGCACCGCUUCUCCUGGGGGGGCCCUGGGGGGCCUGGGACACCCCCACGAGCCCCCCCAGGGCCGGGAGACCCCUCGGAUAAGGAGGAGGAGGAAGAGGAAGCCCCCCAGGUGCCCCCAGAGCCGUCCCCCGUGGCAGCAGCGGGCGGGAGGUGCCGGAGGAGGACGCAGGGGAAGGACGAGGAGGAGGCUCAGAUCGGCCCCAAAAGGAUCAGGAAGGCGGCGAAGUGCGAGAUCCUCCUCUGCGACUUCGAGGGCUGCGGGAAAAUCUUCUCCAACCGCCAGUACCUGAACCACCACCAGAAGUACCAGCACGUUCACCAGAAAACCUUCACCUGCCCCGAGUCCUCCUGCGGCAAAUCCUUCAACUUCAAGAAGCACCUCAAGGAGCACCAGAAGCUGCACAGCGACCAGCGGGAUUUCAUCUGCGAGUUCUGCGCCCGCUCCUUCCGCACCAGCAGCAACCUCCUCAUCCACCGGCAUCCACGCAUCCACACCGGGGAGAAGCCACUCCAGUGUGAGAUCUGCGGCUUCACGUGCCGCCAAAAGGCCUCCCUGAACUGGCACAUGAGGAGACAUGACGCCGACUCCUUGUACCAGUUCAUACACCAGAUCAGGACGGGAUCUACAUCCGAUACCGUACUGAUGGAAGCCUUUUCAACCUAAGGGGACUGAAGGCCCACACCAAGACCUUAAACCAUCUU
Messenger RNA from Pipra filicauda (Wire-tailed manakin), 1403 nucleotides. RefSeq names its product zinc finger protein 692-like. Gene Ontology annotation, molecular function: chromatin insulator sequence binding. Lineage: Eukaryota; Metazoa; Chordata; Aves; Passeriformes; Pipridae. Gene Ontology annotation, biological process: regulation of transcription by RNA polymerase II. Gene Ontology annotation, cellular component: kinetochore; chromosome. The record is from RefSeq and is a predicted model, not a curated record.